Molecule: messenger RNA, 2651 nt
Organism: Alligator sinensis (Chinese alligator)
Lineage: Eukaryota; Metazoa; Chordata; Crocodylia; Alligatoridae
Gene: GPR180
Product: G protein-coupled receptor 180
Exons: 10
Coding region: 1-1248 (415 amino acids)
Biological process (GO): G protein-coupled receptor signaling pathway; response to pheromone
Source: RefSeq, a predicted model, not a curated record
AUGAAGCCGGCGCCACCUGUCACCAUGGGGGACGUUGCGGGGGGGCGUCCUGCCCUGGAGGCAGCAGCGUCACCAGGUGAUCAUGCUGUUCUGUGUAUCAGAAUCAACAAUGUUGCCACAGCUGUGGGAAAAGAAGCCAGACUUCACCUGUUUCGAGCAGAGGAAUGGCUGGACUUACAGGACCAAGAUCAUAGCUGUACAGAAAAAUUCUCUAAAGCUCAGCUGACAAUGUCUAUGAACCACACAGACCAAAAUAUGACAGUGUCCCAGAUUCCAUAUCCAGAAACAUGGUAUGUGUUUUAUGUAGACAAGUUUACCUGCGAGGAGAAUUAUGAAAAUUCUGAAUCCGAGGAUGUUCAGUUUGAAAUGGUGUUACUAAACCCAGAUGCAGAAGGGAAUCCAUUAGAUCACUUUAGCGCAGGGGAAUCUGGAUUACAUGAAUUUUUUUUCUUACUUAUUCUAGUCUACUUUGUAGCUGCUUGCAUAUACGCUCAAUCACUAUGGCAGACUGUUAAGAAAAGUGGACCUAUGCAUGCUGCAUUAAAGGUACUGUCAACUGCAUUACUGUUACAGAGUGGUUCAGCUUUAGCCAACUACCUGCAUUUCUCAAGUUACUCUAAAGAUGGAAUAGGGGCACCUCUUGUGGGAAGUUUGGCAGAAUUGUGCGAUGUAGUCUCUCAGAUACAAAUGUUGUACCUGUUGUUGAGUUUAUGUAUGGGUUGGACAGUAGGCAGAAUGAAGAAAUCUCAAAGCAGACCCCUUCAGUGGGAUUCAACUCCAACCUCAACUGGCAUUGCUGUAGUUAUUGUUGUUAUGCAGAGUAUUUUACUGAUUUGGGAACAGUUUGAAGAUACAAAUCAUCACAGCUACCAUUUGCACUACAGUUUAGCAAGUGGACUUCUCACUGGUCUAAGAGUUUGCCUAGCUCUGUCAUUGGCCUGUAGCCUUUAUCAGAUCAUCACAGUGGAGAGAAGUACACUCAAAAGGGAGUUCUAUAUCACCUUUGCCAAAGCCUGCAUCCUGUGGUUUUUGUGCCACCCGUGUCUUGCAACCAUUUCUUUAAUAUUUAGAGAAUAUCAGAGAGAGAAGAUUAUUACCAUAGGUGUUAUCCUCUGUCAGGCUGUCUCCAUGGUGGUCCUCUACAGACUUUUUCUGUCUCAUAGCCUAUACUGGGAAGUGUCUUCUCUGUCAUCAGUGACAUUACCAUUAACAGUACCAUCUGGACAUAAAAAUCGACAUCACUUCUGACAUAAUUAGGAAAAGACACAGUUAGGUAACAGAUGUGCUUAAUGACUUAAGUAUACAUACAUUUAUUUACUUAAGUAUGCAGUCAUACUUAAUGACUUAAGUAUGCAGAUAUUUGCUUCAGGAAAACAUGCUACUCUGGUUUCACUGGAAAACACAGAUCAUAAAAGUAGGGCUCUUCACUGAUACUGAAUUUGAACAGGUCACCUGGUUAGGUGCAUUCACUAAAAAUGUGGUAUUAAAAUAUAUUUAAAAUUUUAAUGUUUAAAUGCAGGUUAUUUCUAUGUUACGUGCUGUGUGCUGAGGUAUAUGACAACAAAGGAAGACCAGUCUCUCUGUUCACAUUCAUAACUAUGUUUUUCAAUCUAAGACCUUCCCCAUCUUGCACCAAUUUUAGUUUUUAAGGUUCUAGAAAAAACUGUUCUUCAAAUGACUGUAACAUCAAACAAGGGUGGGAUAGACCAGUCUGAAAUCUCUGUAGUGUAAUGAAUAAAAAGGUUGUGUUGUUUUUUUCUUCCUGUACUUUGUAGACAGUACACUUUAUGUUUACAUUUUUAAAUGAAAACAAACUUGUUCCAGGAAACCAGUGUAAAAUGUUUACAGGUAAAUGCAGUAAACUCUUGUUUGUUAUUUGUGCAAAUGACGCACUUUUUUGCUAGUGGUGUUGAUGUUGGUUUAAUUUUUAUUUUUAAAAAUCUAUUGCUACCUAUGUUACACUUUUUUAAAAUAAAUGCUACUAAGACAUAAUACAGAAGCAAAAGGCUAAAUACUAUGUGAGGCUGUAAAGUGAUGGCAACAUGAAUGUAAUAAAAACAGCACUCUUGCAUCUUUUAGAAAUAGGAAAGAAAAUGGAAUGUGUGAUGUGGUACUAGAAUUUUAAUCCUGAUAUAAUUCAUUUCUCUUACAUUGAGGAUUCAAUCAUAAUUAAGCCAUAUACACAGAUUAAAUUAACAGAAGCAUUUCAAAUAAAUGUUGGUUUCAGUCAUCAACUACCCAUGAAUUCCUGCCCAAGGAUACUUAAUCAGGAUUAAAUUUUCUAUGAAUAAUUGAAAAACAAAAUACUCACUGGAUUUGUUAUAAUCCAUGUUGGCACUGGGUUCUAAGUAGUUGCCAUCUUCCAUCCAUUGUAAUAAAGCCAUACUACUUUGUGAUGCCCUAGUAUUCAGCAAGCUAGUGUAAAUAUACUUUAUUGAAGUGCCUAUUUAUUGAGUGUGAUUUAAAUCAUGCUGACAUUUUUUUUCUUUAUAAUAUUAACAUUCCUUUUGAGUUCUUGAUUGAAAUCUUUCUACUUGUAUUUAGUUUGAUAUUUGUCAAAUUUUGUAGACAUAUUAUUGUUGAAUAUUGUGUUCUUUCAGUACAUGGAUUUUAUUUACUGGCAAAUGAAUUUUCACUCCUUUACAAAUUGU